Symbiodinium sp. CCMP2456 is the source of this 408-nucleotide messenger RNA. The record is from the annotation of a GenBank genome assembly. NCBI's taxonomy places the organism in Eukaryota, Dinophyceae, Suessiales, Symbiodiniaceae.
GAACGGUGGCACGGAUCGUGGCCAAGCCGAUGGGUUCGACUUGGAAACCCUGGGGAAGCUGGACGGUGUCAAGGACAACGUCUCGCCCUCGAAAGAUGUGCGCCACCUCAUCUUCGAGCUCUUCUUCUGUGGGGCUGCUGAGCUAGGAGACCUGGUGAGUGAGGAGGCGCAAGAGUGCUACGACCGGGGGGCACAGCUCGUCGAGGACUUGGCGCCGUUGCUCAAGAAAGUCAGCCGGGCCGUGCAGCGGGACGCAGAGGGUACGAUGAAGCUUUCCAAGAAUGUCCGUGUGGGACUGGAAGAUGCAGAGGACGGUGUGAAGGAGCUCGCCCAACAGCUCGCGCAGCAGCAGGAGGCGCUACAGGCGGCUUUGCAGUGCACCGACGAUCCCGUCGACCCCUUGAAACU